UGUCACUGCUCAGCAGUCAGCAGUUCUGUGUGUACCUGCGCUUUGCAAACAAGCGGUGCGCGUUACCCUAAUGAACCCGGUGGAUUUUACUUGAGCAACGAAAGAAACAGGGCAGUUUAAACGGUUAGCAAUGUCUCUAUAUUGCAACGCACGGAUUUGCGGAUUGUUACUUUCCCCGUAUUUGAAGAGGUAACAGUAAAGGUGCGUGCAUGACAACAUGGAUUGCCUUUUCCUAUUGCUCUGGAGUUUACAAGUCCCUCUGGUAAGCAGCACUUCGGCGAGAUUAUUGGCGGGUGUGUCGUUUGGGAACUUUAUAAAGGCUCUGCAGUUCUGUUGCUUCCACUCUGUAUCAUCGGUCUCAUUUGCCGGCGACCCCGGCGUCCUCUAUCAAGAUUACGAUUUUUCCACACCAGUGGAAGUGGAUUUACGUGGAGGUUACAUUUCCCAUGAUCUGUCAAGACAUGGAAGGAGCAAGAGAUCCCUGUCAGAAGCCGGUGGAACGGUGCACUAUCAUGUCUCUGCAUUCGGCAAGAAAUUACACUUAGACUUGCAGCCGUCCCAUGUGCUAGCAGAGGGGUUUACCGUACAGACACUGAGUGCAGAGGGCAUCGAUACAGCCAGCCUUGACCCUUCGAUUCAUAACUGCCUCUAUCAGGGCUCCAUCCGAAACUAUUCGGAAUCCUCUGUGGCUAUAUCCACCUGCACAGGUCUGUCAGGUCUGAUCCGGUUCUCCGGCGAGGAACUUCUCAUCACUCCGCUACCGCAGCAUUUGGCUUUACAACACAACUACAGCGCCCCUUCUGGACAUCACCCACAUGUCAUCUACAAGCGAUCAGCCGAGCACAGAGUGCACACCGAUAAGACUGACUGGUCCAGCAGCGUUAAAUCAAACCCCUAUGAUAACCACCAUCACCACCACCACCGCCACCAUGAAUACCAGCACGGAAAGCUCCAGAGACAACACUUCUGCGGACGCCGCAAGCAAUAUACUCCCAAGCCUCCUACUGAGGAUCAUUUUGUCAUGCCUGAUGAGUUCGAGCAGCAAAGCCGGGUGAAACGCUCAGAGAUUACAUCAAGCAAAGAGGGCAGCUUGAAUGUGGAAACUCUGGUGGUGGCAGACAGGAAGAUGCUAGAGAAACAUGGCAGAGACAAUGUUACUACUUAUGUCCUUACUGUCAUGAACAUGGUCUCCAGUCUAUUCAAAGACGGAACUAUUGGAAAUGACAUCAACAUUGUUGUGGUUAGCCUCCUCCUACUUGAGAAGGAUCCGCUGGGUCUGUCUAUCAACCACCACGCAGACCAAUCACUCAACAGUUUCUGCCAGUGGCAAUCAGGCCUGAUAGGUAAAAACGGCAAGCGGCACGACCAUGCCAUACUGUUGACGGGACUGGACAUCUGCUCUUGGAAGAAUGAACCGUGUGACACCUUGGGUUUCGCUCCAAUAAGUGGAAUGUGUAGCAAGUAUCGUAGCUGCACGAUUAAUGAAGAUACAGGGCUGGGUCUCGCUUUCACCAUCGCACACGAAUCAGGACAUAAUUUUGGAAUGAUCCAUGACGGAGAGGGGAAUCCCUGCCGGAAGACUGAAGGGAACAUAAUGUCUCCCACAUUGGCUGGGAAUAAUGGUGUUUUCUCAUGGUCUGCCUGUAGUCGGCAAUACUUGAACCGAUUUUUAGGUACCGCUCAGGCUUCAUGUUUAGUGGAUGAGCCCAAGCAGAUAGGCCAGUACAAGUACCCUGAGCAGCUUCCAGGUCAACUGUAUGAUGCUGAUAUACAGUGCAAAUGGCAGUUUGGCUCAAAAGCUAAACUGUGCAGCUUGGACUUUGUAAAGGACAUCUGUAAAUCAUUGUGGUGCCACAGAACAGGACACCGGUGUGAGACCAAGUUCAUGCCUGCUGCUGAGGGCACCAUCUGCGGACCAGACAUGUGGUGCCGGAAAGGACAGUGUGUCAAAUUUGGUGAUCAUGGUCCUAGAGCAGUGCAUGGCCAGUGGUCGGGCUGGUCCGAGUGGUCUGACUGUUCACGUACCUGUGGUGGAGGGGUCAUGUACCGAGAACGAUCCUGCAAUAGCCCCAGCCCACAGCACAACGGCAAGUUCUGCCAAGGCCCUGGUCGACUGCACCAGCUGUGUAACACCAAGCCAUGCCAGCCCAAUGGAGUGGACUUCAGAGCUCAACAGUGCGCAGAGUAUAACAGCAAACCCUUCAGGGGAUGGUACUACAAAUGGAAGCCAUACACCAAAGUGGAAGAAGAGGACAUCUGUAAGCUGUACUGCAUUGCUGAGGACUUUGAUUUUUUCUUCGCUAUGUCCAGCAAAGUCAAAGAUGGGACAUCCUGCUCUGACUACAAAGGAGGCGUUUGCAUUGAUGGGAUAUGUGAGCCAGUGGGCUGUGACCAGGUGUUGGGAUCAAAGGCUACUUUGGAUGCCUGUGGAGUGUGUAAAGGAGACAACUCUACCUGCAAGUUCUACAGUGGCCAGUACACCCUCCAGCACAGAGCCAAUGAAUAUUACCCCGUUGUGAUGGUACCCGCUGGAGCGAGGAGCAUCAGGGUGCAAGAGAUGGAGAUUUCCACCAGCUACCUGGCUGUCCGCAGCCUGAAACGUGGUACCUACUACCUGACGGGGGAUUGGACAGUAGACUGGCCUGGCAGGUUCCAGUUCGCAGGCACUACGUUCAACUAUCAACGCUCUUUCAACCGGCCUGAGACCUUGUACGCCGCAGGCCCCACUAAUGAGACCCUGCUCUUUGAAAUUCUUCUUCAGGGUAAAAAUCCUGGUAUAUCAUGGGAAUACACUCUACCCCAUCCGGAGAAGAAGCACAAUUACACCUGGUCCGUAGUGCGCUCUGACUGCUCUGCGCCUUGUGCUGGAGGUCGGGUCUCGACGAAAGCCAUUUGUUUGCAGGAUCAGAACACGCAGGUCAACUCUUCACUCUGCAACCUUGAGACCAGACCUGUGGUGGGCUCUCACCUGUGCAACACACAGCCCUGCCCUGCCUAUUGGACAACAGGUAAAUGGGGAGUGUGCAGUAGAACAUGUGGAGGUGGGCAGCAGACGCGAAACAUCCGCUGCAUGAGAAAGGUGACAUACCAGCGUGAAGAGGUCGCGGCUCACUCCUUAUGUCCGGUAAUGGCUCCCGCCCAACUACAACCCUGCAACACACAGGCAUGUCCUCCGGAGUGGAGCACCGGCUCCUGGUCACAGUGCUCUAAGACCUGUGGGCGAGGGUUGAAGAAACGCAGUGUUUUCUGCAGGAGCACCGAUCCAGGUGCCAGGGCUGUGGUGGUUCCUGACAGCAUGUGUAAAUUACACCUGAAGCCCAAAGCCCAGGAGACCUGUGUGCUGAGCCGCUGCCCCAAGAAUGAGCGUCUUCAAUGGAUAACUACCACCUGGGGAGAGUGUUCGGCCUCCUGUGGAGGUGGAGUGAAGAGAAGAGAGCUGCAAUGUGGGGAGAAAGACUCCCACGGAGGCUACACGGAGUACCCUGCGAGGAGGUGCAGGAACCUCCGCAAGCCCCAAGCAGACCUUGAACAAGCUUGUAAUAAUGGCCCCUGCCCAGAGCCCCCACCUCCUCAGCUCCACCAGUCUGGCGGUGCGUCUGUGACUCUGGGCUGGUACUCUUCUCCUUGGCUGCAGUGUACGGUGUCCUGCGGUGGUGGGGUGCAGACAAGAAGCGUUCAGUGUCUGAGACAAGGGCGUCCAUCGGUGGGCUGUUUACCUCAUCAGAGACCCUUAAGCUCACGAGCCUGCAAUACACAUUUCUGUCCUGGUCCAAUCCCAGUCCCUGUCCCACCUCCCUCACCUACACUUAAAGAAGACCAGCCUUGCAUCGACUUCUUCAGCUGGUGUCAUCUGGUGCCUCAGCAUGGUGUUUGCAAUCACAAAUUCUAUGGUCAACAAUGCUGCAAGUCCUGCUCCGCUAAAAGACAUUAAAGCAGAAGAUCUUCCCACGAGCCUCCUCGUAGAUCUGUAAAUCAUUGUCAUACAGAUAACCACUAUGGACAAAGUUGAUAUUUGCAAGAUGUGGUAAAGAGGCAUUCCAGUAGACCAUUGAGAGAUAAUGAGAACCUGGGAUUCGAGGAACUCGACAAACUCUGUACAUUGAAAAUCUACUCCCGGUUCUGGCUUCAUCAGUGGUGUAUGAUAAGUAGAUUUGUGGAUCUACAGAACAUUUAUGUUGUACAUAUCUCUGUUUGUUCUCUUAUGAUUGGGAAGGUGUUAUCAGCGGUUAGAGCCAUUAAGAGACUUCCAUCAUCAGUUCAUUUGUAUGCUACAUUGAAGAGCACCAGGUGAACACUGGCGUGACUGUGCACAUCUGAAGUACUCUAGAGUUUGUCUUAGAACCCACGAGACAGUAUGUUUACCAGAAGAUCUGUACAGAACUAAGGGCCAUUCCACUUCACUGCUUUUUAAUAGCUGCAUCCAUGUACAUAUGUUCUCAAUGGUUGUCCUUUGCUUUGUAUCUUGCUGCUUUUUUAACCUCUCACAGGUGAAUGCUUUGUUUUUAAGUGUCAAGUUAAGAAAAGCUGAAUGUUUGACACAGCACAAUUCAUAAAUGUCAGUUUCGAAACAGUGGACCAAUCAGAUGAAAAAUCGGUAGAAAGCAAGAAUGAGGCAAAGAUAAAGGUGUUUAUAGUAAAAACUGUUCAUCAUUUGUUGGAGGAAGAGUUUAGUUAUUAUACACAAUAAUUUUGUUGUCUUCAUUUAAAAAACUGUACAUUUUAACUGAGCAAAUUCUUAGCUUUCCAUUAUUUAGUCUAAAGGUGUGGUCACACUAGUGAAAUUUUGCAUCAAAAUGAUCCCUUGUCUAAUGUAGUGUAGUGAUAUAUGAACAUAUAUACAGAAGUCACUUUCAAAACAAGCAACUUUAUUUGUUGGCCUCGUAAAAAUGUUUUGCAGCUUGAACCUGUUACGAAAUCUGCAUAGGGAAAUCUUUCUUUCUUAUGUAAAAGUCUUGAACGAAUGGAUUCCUAUUGAAAUUACUGGAAUUUGCAGAACGGUGGUAAAGGUCAUUGCACAGUCCAAAAUAUUUGUCUGAAAUUUUUGCACGUUGAAAAAUAAAUACAACCUCAUGUUGUGUCAAUCAUGUUUACACACUGGUCAGGUUAGAUUUUUUGCAUCUGUAACAAGCAUUUUGAUAGGAAAGGAUGACAAAUAUGAAAAUAAAAAUGGAAAAACGUGUAAGUAAAUAUCAGACUCAGUAUGCAAUGACCUUAAAUGUGACCACACCUUAUACCGCCUGCUUUACAUGACUGCUUUGAAUCAGUGAAUCUGUUGAAUCAGUGUUUUUGGUGCAAUAAGAAGUGCAGCGCACGUUCUCAAUCCAUCAUCUUUUAUUCAAAACAAUUAAACUUAUAUAUUUUAUUA
This is a messenger RNA of Puntigrus tetrazona (Sumatra barb), 5365 nucleotides long. It is a transcript of the gene adamts18, whose product is annotated as ADAM metallopeptidase with thrombospondin type 1 motif, 18. Gene Ontology annotation, biological process: proteolysis; extracellular matrix organization. The record is from RefSeq and is a predicted model, not a curated record. Gene Ontology annotation, molecular function: metalloendopeptidase activity. Bases 218 to 3931 code for a protein of 1237 amino acids. Gene Ontology annotation, cellular component: extracellular matrix. NCBI's taxonomy places the organism in Eukaryota, Metazoa, Chordata, Actinopteri, Cypriniformes, Cyprinidae. The transcript is spliced from 23 exons.